This is a messenger RNA of Anguilla rostrata (American eel), 975 nucleotides long. RefSeq names its product insulin. NCBI's taxonomy places the organism in Eukaryota, Metazoa, Chordata, Actinopteri, Anguilliformes, Anguillidae. Gene Ontology annotation, cellular component: extracellular region. The transcript is spliced from 2 exons. The coding region runs from base 267 to 614 and encodes 115 amino acids. The record is from RefSeq and is a predicted model, not a curated record. Gene Ontology annotation, molecular function: hormone activity.
ACCUGGGAGCGCAGGUUUUGACCGGAGGACCCCAACGAAACAUUUACGUAAGUUCUGCAUCCGAAUCCCCGUAUUUCUCUUUAUUCGGGCCAUUUUCUCACACUGGAGCUGCCUCUCACCUUAAUACCAUUAUGCUCCAAUGAUUUAUCUCGCUCAGAACUUCAGUUAAUUCAUUAAUUAAUGGCGGAAAGCUCUCGCGCUUGUUCUCGGGUGUAAGGAAGUCAACUUUCGUCCCUGCUCCUGCUCUCUCUGCCGGCCUCUGCAGGAUGCGCUUCGUCCAUCUCGGCCUCCUCGCAAUGUGCCUGCUGUGCGUGGCGCCCUCGUGUGGCGCUUUUGGAAAUCGCCGGCUGUGUGGCAUCCAGCUCGUAGAAGCGCUGCUGUUUGUCUGUGGGGAGAAAGGGCUCUUCUACCAUCCCGGGAGAAGAGUGCGAGAGGAAAAUAUACGAAUCAUGAUGAGAGACAGCGCCUCCUUGCUGCGGGAGGCCAGAAUGAUCCUUGAGAGUGUAGAAGAGGGGCGAGCAAGCCGCAAUGGAAUGGCCAAGAGAGGGAUUGUGGAGCAGUGCUGCCAUUUCUACUGCAAUUACUACGACCUGGAGAACUACUGCAACAUAUAAGAGCGGAGGGGUGCAACUGUGGGUCAAGGGACUGGUGGGAGGGAAAUGAGUGGGAAAAUAAAAGACAGGAAGUUGUGAAGAGAUCAGAGGUGAAGCUGAGAAAAAGAGGAAGUGGAGCAGCAAGGAAUUUGUAAGGGGAAGAGUGGAUGAGUCAAUUUGGAGGAAAAAAUUCUGUGUGGGAAAAACAGAGGACAGGAUAGGGUGAGAGAGGGGAUAGGGCAGGUUGGGUGCAGGAAAACAGUUUAAUAUCAGCUAAAUGUCAUUAAUGAUCAUUUUUAAAGCACUACUUGAUUAAUUAUUUCAGCAGUACUGGUCAUUUUGAUUACAACUUGUUUAUUUGUUUAUUUACCUGGAAAUAAAA